Molecule: messenger RNA, 2076 nt
Organism: Hordeum vulgare subsp. vulgare (domesticated barley)
Lineage: Eukaryota; Viridiplantae; Streptophyta; Magnoliopsida; Poales; Poaceae
Product: UPF0400 protein C337.03-like
Exons: 8
Coding region: 165-1592 (475 amino acids)
Biological process (GO): mRNA 3'-end processing
Cellular component (GO): RNA polymerase II, holoenzyme
Molecular function (GO): RNA polymerase II complex binding
Source: RefSeq, a predicted model, not a curated record
ACACGCCCAUCCCCUCCCCUCCCCCCUCCCCUGAAUCUCGAGCUAAUAAACCCUAGAAUUCCCGCUCCGCCGCCCCGCUCGACGCCCUGAACCCGAACCCUAGCAAGAUUUGCAUUUGCUAUGUCUUUUGGGAGUUUUUCAUAGAACAAGCCAGGUUACAUAAGAUGAGCACAGGAUUCAGCAAAGAGAUCUUUGCGCAGAAGCUUGCGAAGCUUAAUAUUGCACAACAGAGUAUAGAGACUUUAUCACACUGGUGCAUCUUCCAUCAUCGUUGCUGCCAGGAAGUUGUUGACACAUGGAAUAGAGAUUUUCACUCAGCUCCUCAAGAGAGAAAGAUAUCUUUGCUGUACCUUGCAAAUGAUAUUAUGCAGAACAGUAAGAAGGAUGGCAUGAGAUAUAUACAUGAAUUCCUGAAGGUCAUCGCUGCUGCCUUAGAUGACUUGUUCACCAAUGGUGAUGAUUUUGGACGGAAUGUUGUGAAAAGACUGGUUGACAUAUGGGAAGAUCGCAAGUUGUUUGGCACCCAAGGACAACUUCUUAAGGAAGAAUACACGCACAAAUUUAAGGAGCUAAAGUCGAAAAAAACAGGUGGAGAGCUAGUGGAGAAGGUUAUAUUGAGCUAUAAGCAUAUGUUGCGGGCACCUGUAGAUGAGGCCAAGUUAAUGAGAGAAUGCAACAGUGCUCUCAGCUUUGUUGACAACCUCAACAAAGAGUAUGGAAGUUCGUACUUAGGGAGCAGCAAUGGAUAUAGCUUUGUGGAGGAGCUGAAGCAACAACAUAGUAUUCUGAGAAACACCAUUGAACAAUUCAAAAUGUCUGAAUCACUCAGGGCCGCUCUGCUUUCUGAUUUGAAGGAAGCACUCCAUGAGCAGGAGUUCAAGACAGAAUUAGUCAGACACCAACUUCGGGCAGCUCAGGGCCGAUAUAGGAAAGCUGAUGAACUCUGCCAGAAGCUUGGAAUAGAUGUACCAAGGCACGAGCCAUCUAAUGGGUCUGAGAACUCCAGUCUCUCUGAAGUGCCUGCUACUUUUCCCCCAGUUUUAGCUAAUGCUAAUUCUAUUGAGAAGGGACGAUCAACUGCAGUGAGGUAUUCACGGGAAGGAGAUGCAGGUGAGCAUGAGACCCUCAACGGCGGCUUUUCUUCACGAGCCACCAGGGACAACUUUGAGCGGAAAACAGAAGAGCACUCCCCUGGUACUAAGAGGCAGAAGAUAGAGAACGGUAUAUCUGUUCCUCAGCCUGAAUCACUCCCACUCCCACCGCCACCUCCAUUCCCGCAUCCUGAUACAUUUGAGCAGCCACCACCACCGCCUCAGUAUCCUCCAUCACCAGAGUCUAGCCCACCACCACUUCCACCUUCAAUGCCGCCCCCAAUCCCACCACCACCACCUUCUACAGAUGCAUUUAUGCCAGUUCCUCCUCUUCCAAUGGGAGGAAUGCAAUAUUUCCCACCUUUUCCUCCACCUGUAAACUAUCCCAUGAUCAACAUGCCACCACCUUUCCCUGGUGCUCCAAAUCCUCCUCACCCAGGUUUCCUUGGAUUUGGAGGUCCCUUCUAUGGCCCGCCUUUCCCCUCGGCACCCCACCAAUGAACAGGAAAUCAGACUAGUUCCCUUAUCUGCAGAUUAGUAGCGACAGCCAGCCAGCAUAUGAGAUUGUGGUACAUGGAGCUUGAGAAAAGUUGUCAUAGAUUUUGUUUUGUUAAAGGAUAUAUGGUUCAUGAUGAUCCAUCACUGUAAUGUGUUGUGGAGCUUGGAAGGCUGUCCCAGUGUUGUACAUUUUAGUCAGUUAGCCUGAUAUUAGCUUGCGCAGACAGUUAGUUAAGUCAACUGAUCUAGUUGUUCCCAGCUCGGUCAUGGAGUCAAAACUAUAGACUUCGACAUGUUUGGAUUCUGUUGCUCUGUCAGCUAGACUUCGACAUGUUUGGAUUCUGUUGCUCUGUCAGCCAGACCGAGCUCUGAAAUUGUGACAGUCAAAGGCAGAUGCUAUCUAGCAUGACAUGUUGUAGAUCGUUAUUUCCUGUGUUCUCUGUGAAAUUCUCGGUGACAGAGGAAAUAUACAUGGCUGUUCUUGUCA